CACCCUCGCAACCGACUUGUCGACUCGUGAAGUGGUCGUCGUCUUUACUUAUCUUCCUAGAUAGAUUUUGGGUUUCUGCUUGGGGGUCUGCCCUUUUUCUUCUUCACCUACGGCCACCGCUCUUUGCGCAGAGUCGGUAUCGGCACCGCAAAAGAUGGCGUCGACGAUGCUGAACACAACCAUCGCAGAUCUUGGCUCAUCGGCUUCCCUGACAACCGUCUUCGAGGAGGUAUCCAAGUACAAUGUUCACCUGAAUAUCUUGGAGCGCCUAUGGGCCUCCUGGUAUCUCUGGAUGCAGAAUGACACGAUCGCGACGGGUGUCAUGAGCUUCAUCAUGCACGAGCUCGUCUAUUUCGGCAGGUCCCUCCCCUGGAUCAUCAUCGAUGCGAUCCCAUACUUCAACAAGUACAAGAUUCAGAAGACCAAGGUUCCAACAUGGAAGGAGCAGUUUGAGUGCGCAGCGCUCGUCCUACUGAGCCACUGCACUGUUGAGCUUCCCCAGAUCUGGCUCUUCCAUCCCAUUGCCACCUACUUUGGCCUCGACUAUGGCGUCCCGUUCCCGCCUGCCUGGAAGGUUGCCAUGCAGAUUGCCAUCUUUUUUGUCAUUGAGGACGCCUGGCACUACUGGUUCCACCGGGCGCUGCACUACGGCCCUCUCUACAAGUCGAUUCACAAGCUGCACCACAACUACAGCGCGCCCUUCGGUCUCGCCGCCGAGUAUGCCUCCCCGAUUGAGGUGAUGCUCUUGGGCUUCGGCAUCGUCGGCACCCCCAUUGUCUGGGUAUCGAUCACCAGGGACCUGCAUCUUUUCACAAUGUAUAUGUGGAUCAUCCUCCGCCUGUUCCAGGCCAUCGAUGCCCACUCCGGCUAUGACUUCCCCUGGAGUCUGCGCCACUUCCUGCCUUUCUGGGCCGGUGCCGACCACCACGACCUGCACCACGAACGCUUCAUUGGCAACUAUGCCUCCAGCUUCCGCUGGUGGGACUACUGCCUCGACACCGAGGCUGGCGAAGAGGCGAGCAAGAGGCGUCGCGAGAAGAAGCUCGCCGAGCUCCGGGCCAAGAAGGUGCAAUGAAUGCUCGGUUUCUUUGACAGAGCGUGCAUUGGUGCAGGGCCAUGCCGUCCCGAAAUCAACUCAGUAUGAGCUGGGGUGAGAAACAAAUAUCCCGCCAGCUGGUCCGCUGCAUGAUGGAGAGAAUCCGACGAGGAUUCCUGGAAUGGGCAAAGAACACUUGGAAGCAACGCACUUAAGUGGGCCUGACGUCUGUGAUGAUGAAACGCGAAAAAUGGGGACUGCACCACUGCAGAAGGCAGAUGGAACGGAACGGCGCUGUCCUGGGAGAGAGCGUUGUUACCCGGAGGUCCCAUUAAUCCUUAAUACUUUACAGCACUCAUUUGUACAUAUGGCAUUACACACUAUCAAAGCCUUUAAUAAUACAGAAACCAAAAAGUUGAAUUAUACCUUGCAGACCCCUCAA
This is a messenger RNA of Thermothelomyces thermophilus ATCC 42464, 1478 nucleotides long. Its product is annotated as methylsterol monooxygenase. Bases 155 to 1075 code for a protein of 306 amino acids. Gene Ontology annotation, biological process: ergosterol biosynthetic process. The record is from RefSeq and is a predicted model, not a curated record. NCBI's taxonomy places the organism in Eukaryota, Fungi, Ascomycota, Sordariomycetes, Sordariales, Chaetomiaceae. Gene Ontology annotation, molecular function: iron ion binding; C-4 methylsterol oxidase activity. The transcript is spliced from 4 exons.